AUGUUGGCUAUUGAAAGCAACGAAGAAGAAGUGAGUUUUUUACAAGACAAAAAUAUCUGUGUAAUUUUUUUCCAGCAAACCGACACUUCCAAAAUUCCAAAAAAUGUUCCAAAACUUCCAAAUUCUGUGUAUAAAAUUUUAGCAAACCUGGAUUUAAUGGAUCAAUCGUUUACAAAUUUGCGAUUCUCCACCUACAAUCCUAUAAAAUUUCCGAGUUUGGAAGAAUUAUUGGAUGAACCGAAACGCAUAAAUAUUAAAUAUCAGGUGAGUUACAAAAAGAACAGUAAUCCUAUUUUUAGGCUUGAAUUCGACGAAUCAAAAAAGGUGAAUUAUAGUAACCCAAUUUGCAGGCAGCUUCUGGUUGGCCACUGUCUGUCGAAAAAUUCCAAGAAAAGCAAGCCGAGUUACACGAAAUCCACCUAAAAAUCAAAGCUGGAAUAUUGAAUUUCCCAAAAGGUGGAAAUUUAGAGGUUCAUGAAAUUAAUACGUGAGUUUUUUGACGUGGCAACUUUUUUGAAAAAAAAAAUUUUUUUUUCAGAAAACACUGGCUACCUUUUGACAUCCUUAUAGCUGUAGAAUACUUGAAAACUCUUGAUUUCUUUCAAUUUCUCAAUUUUCGUGAUAGAUUGGUUCUGGCAAAAGAGGUCACUGUUGUCGUAAAAACUUUAACCACAUCUUUUGCGUCUUAUCAGAGAAAUGUGGAUUGUAUUGUGACUCCUGAUGGAUGUUAUGCUGAUGCGAAAAGUAUGACUAUUAUUACUCAAAUUCUCACCGGAGGAAAAAUGUAAGAUCAAUAGGAUUUGGUGAAAUUUUGAGCGAAAAAAUAAUAAUAAUAAUAAUUUUCAGGAAAAAUGACGCGAUUCUUCUCAAUCAGAAAACGAUGAAAGCAGUCAUGGGUUGUCUAAUCCGCUUCAAAAUCACCUACAACGAAUACAUUCUUCUCAAAGCAAUUGCAGCCUGUAAUCCAACUUUUGAACUGUCUGAAAAUGCUCGAAAAAUUGUGCAAAAAGAGCGCGAAAGAUAUGCGAAUGCGUUGUUCAAAUUGUGUCGAUCGAAAAAUCAUGCGCCUAGUCGAUUUAUGGAACUUUUGAGCUUUUUGAAUACGGCGAUUUGUCAGCAACAAGCAUUUCAACGAUUUAUGAGGACUUUUAUACGCGGGAAUUUGGAAUAUUUGUAUUUUGAAUCGAAUCGAAAAUUGGAGGACUCGUUUUUGUGUGAAAAUUGA
Messenger RNA from Caenorhabditis angaria, 1225 nucleotides. The record is from the annotation of a GenBank genome assembly. Lineage: Eukaryota; Metazoa; Nematoda; Chromadorea; Rhabditida; Rhabditidae.